UCUUUCUUUAUGAGGGAGUCACAAGAAGAAGAGUGUCCACAUGAAGCGUGUGGAGUCUGAGCAGUCUCCCGUCAAGAUAAAAUGAGCAAGCCUGUGUAGUUUGUGACAGUGUGAAGGCGUGUAAAUGAGUUUGAGGGCAUUCUCAAUGACACACUAAUCUCACCAGUGAAGCCCUUAAUGUGAUUUUCCAGCUUUGCCCAGAGUUUGAUGAUGGACUUUAUUGGAAACAAGUAAACCCUAGUAAUCUGUGUCCUCACUGUAACACACGCUCAAUUCACAUCCAGACAAAUGGCACUGCAUUCAUCCUUUCAGUAUCAUUCUCUCCGAGACCUUUCCAUGGCUAUUUCUUGAAAACUGAAUAUGUUUACUUGUUCUAGAGCAGAAGAGAGUGCUUCAUUCUCAUUAGGGUGAGUUUCCUCUUCAUUUUAACAAGUGUGUAAAACAGAGGGUUGUUUGUGUGAACUGAGUGGACAGAUCCGUUUGCACUGAUAUGAUUAUUACAGCACGGGGGGGAAUAUGAUGACUGACAUGAAGUUCUCAUCAGUGACACUUCAGAGGGCCAAUCAGGGUUUCCAUUACUGGUUUGCAGCAUCUAAUGAUUAUUAAUGUCAUCUAUAGUACAACAGUACAACCUCAAAACGGUUUGAUUUAUUCAAAGUGCAUGUAUGUGUUGUAAGGACAGCCAUCAUCUCUGAUGCAGUGAUGGAGCAGCAGUGCGUCACCUGUUUGAUAACUUCCUACUUAGGAGACUCUCCUUUAAUCAGAUUGGCUGUAAAUCCAUCAGUCUGGAAAGCUUUGAGAGCCUCACCUCAUUGUCGUUUUCAGUUACGUGCUUUUUGGUGGGUUGAAUUACAUUUACAUUUAGCAGACGCUUUCAUCCACUUACAAAUGAGGACAAUGCCAGAAAUCAAAAUCAACAAAAGAGUAAUGAUAUGCAAGUGCUAUAACAAGAAUCUGCUUUACAUAGUACACAUUGCAAGAAUUUUUUAAUUAUGUAAAUAUAGAAAAAGAUUAGAGCAAUCAAAUAUUAGAGCCCUUUUUUUUUUAAUUGUAGAAGUAUAUCAAGUUCGUCAAGACAAACUUUUUUUUGGCUUGAGAAAGCGUAGUCUGAGAGUUUAAAGCAGUUGUAAAAGCCUGAAGCAUCAUGAUUAGCAUGUUGCUAGCAUGAUUAACAAGUAACUAGCAUGUUUGCAAUUAAUUUAGAACCAUAAACCACAACAACAACAAACAAAAAAAUGUUGGGAUUGCUGAAAAUGUCUUUUAAGUAGUACAAUUUUUGUAAAAAUUAAAGACUGAGAAGGUUUUGUGUUUUGUAAUGAAAGUGAAAUGCAUGACUGGGAUGAGUAGAGUGCAGCUCUCUGUCUGUGAGGUCAGGGGUCAGAGAAAUGGGCUAUUUCAGGAGUAAGUGGAUUAGGUGGUAAGUCUCCGGCUGCUUUAUUCACUCUUUGGCUUGAUGUGAGCACAGAACAGCAGAAUUCACUUAGACGCCAACUGUUUGAAAAUGAGCAGGACGAUGUUGCAUCUUAAAGGAAGACAAAAUAAAUGAAAGAGAGUCGUUUGAGUGUAUGAUUGAGGGACACGUUAUCAGUUCAGCUGUGGAUUCAGUGGAUCGAAGAGAAAGUAAAGUUGAUUUUCUCUAGCAGUUUUUUGGAUAAUGCCAUGGAGGAGGAAGUAUCAUGGACUUUGUGACGGGUUCCAGGGUUCCCAGAGCCAAAUACACGAUGGUUCAAGAGGUGCUGUGUUACGUGAUCCCCUAUCAUAUGCAGUGCUCCAUGGGAUGUGGUGGACUGGCCUGCAAGUAUGAGGACCCUUCACACUGGAGUGAAGACGAUCAGGCCAUCAGAGGAAUCUACUCGUCCUGGAUCACUGAUAAUCUGCUGGCCAUGGCCCGCCCUUCCACUGACAUCAUUGAAAAAUUUGGCGUUAUAGACCAGUUUUUGAGAUGUGGUUUGAAGACAGUUAUUAACCUCCAGUGCCCUGGUGAACAUGCCAGCUGUGGAAACCCACUGGAUCCCCAGAGCGGCUUCACGUAUCGACCGGAGACAUUCAUGGAGGCUGGCAUAUAUUUCUACAACUUUAGAUGGAAUGACUAUGGUGUGGCAUCUCUCACAUCCAUCUUGGAUAUGGUCAAAGUCAUGUGUUUUGCCAUCCAAGAAGGCAAGAUGGCUGUUCACUGUCAUGCAGGGCUUGGCAGAACAGGUGUGUUGCUGGCCUGUUUCUUCUUGUUCACCACACAGAUGACAGCAGACCAAGCCAUUCUGUUAGUUCGAAGCAAACGACCCAACUCUAUCCAGACUAGAGGACAGCUCCAUUGUGUCAGGCAGUUUGCUCAGUUCCUGGUUCCGCUAAGGAAUGUGUUUGCUAACGCUGAGCCUAGAGCGCCGCCUGUUACUCUUUCACAAUACUUGAUCCGCCAAAAACAUAUACUGCAUGGAUAUGAGGCUCGGAAGUUGAGAUACGUGCCAAAGCUCGUCCCUCUCAUCUGCAGACUCCUACUGGACAUCGCAGAGAAUCGCCAGGUUAUCGAGGAGGACAUUGUCGAGGUUCCUGACGUCACAUCGGUGGUAGAGAAAACUUUAAAUGAGAGUUCAGUGUAUCAGUUAAACAGAGAGAUUUGGGGAAAUGGGAUGACUCUGAUCAGUCCCCGUCUUCCAGGUCUACCCAGAGCCAACAGAGGCAACACACAACCUCUUUACUAUGUCCGUAAGAGCCUCAGCUACAGCGAGUCUGACCUCCAGAGGUUAGCAGCGUCUUUAAACCUCUCGGAUAACCCUCUCGGGGUUUUAGCCAGCAUCCACUCAACUACCAUCAACGAUCAGCUGGGAGCUUUCAACUGUGUUUCCCAGAACUAUGUCGCUCCUUCUCUGGGGGCUUGUAAGAACAAUUACAUCUACAGCUCAACCAGCAAUAUAUGGGAGCUGAAAACUCUUAUGGAUCAGACAGAAGGAUCUCCACUGCUCAAAACCAGGAGGCAGUCUGUCCUGCAGCGAAGCCAAUCUCUAGGCGUUUCAGAUGAGAAAAGCACCACGAACAUCGCAAGAAUACUGGCCUACUGGAGGAGAGACUGCAAGCAAAGCACUGACCCUGACGAGGCUCAACACAUUGAGAAAGAGCAUUCGGAGGUGCCCUUCAUCACUGUCCAGUCCGAGCUGUCUCUGGAGUCUCGUCACCUCCUGGUGGCUCAGUCCCUUGCAGUAGACCUCGAGAAGGAUGGAGAGAAGGAGCAAAUUCAGAAGGUGUCUACUUGGCAGGCAGAUCUUAACCGUCAAGGUGCAUGGGAGCGACUGUGUUUGGAGAAAGACCCAUUUAUUCUGUCUGGAAUCAUGUGGUCCUGGCUGGAGCAGCUCAAAGAGCCAAUCAUCUCAGCUCAUGAUGUUCACACACUAACAGAGACCAGCCAGGACCCCCAAACUGUGCUCAAUUGCCUAGAUAGGGCUUCCAGGGAAACCUUGAUGUGCAUUCUGGACUGUUUCGCUCAUUUACUGACAACAACUGAGGAAAUCGAGAGUGCUUUCCUGGAGCGAGCGACCAAAGCUUUCACAAAGAUGAAAAACACCAAUGGUGGGAAGAGCGUCCACAAAAUCAUGAACGGGGUCUUGAAGCUUGUUCUGCAUCAUUUGAGGAACGAGUUUGAGGUCUAACACAUGCAACAAUCACUAAACUACAGUUAACUACAAAGAGAAUGAGUUUAUCUGCAUCUGUGUCCAAUGUCAGAGACGAGCUUGCUCCUCAGCUCUCGGUUCAGAUGAAGAAUCCAGCUUGUGAUUUAGCCCACAGAUAGACUGAAUUAUAAUUAUCCCAUUUUUAGAAGUUAGAAAAUGUGUUUUACGUGGUGAAUUGAUUGAUGUAAACUGUAUGUUAUGUGCCAUAGUGCUAAUACUUGAAAGCAUUGCUUAAACUUCCCAUUUUUGUACAAUGUUUGUACAGUUAUUUGUAAUAAAAUACUUAGAUUGCACACAACUAGGAAUGAAAUCUUCAUCUUCAUUUUACAUUAGCAUAAAGAUGUAAAGGCUAACUGAGAUUGGAUUUAUUGCACAGAGGAAAAGUGGUUUAUUUCUGGAACCGUCCUGCUGUGCUCGGUUCCACAUCUCUUCCAACAAUGACACGGACUGAAAUCAGUUUUGGGAGCAUUAGUCUUACCCUCGGGCUCAAGUCAAGAUUUUCUUUGGAGGUAGUGAGUAUCCAUUUUUGAUCUGGUGAUGAGCGGAGGAGGUUUAAACUCAAGGAGUCGCACACCACGUGCCUGGACACUUCAGACCACCAGAGACCCUAGAACAGCGCCCACCUAAAAACAUUCCCACACACUCACUGGUGACUCCACACUGAGCAAAGUCUGUUCACACACGACCAGUCAAACCUUUCUGAACAGACACAUCUCUCAUGUUUCUAAAGAAGUCUCUUCUGCUCACCAAGCCUGCAUUUAUCUGAUCCACAAUACAGCAAACACAGUAAUCUUGUGAAACAUUUUUACUAUUUAAAAUAACUGCUUUAUAUUUUUCUAUAUUGUAAAAUGUAAUUUAUAAAUUAUAAUAAAAACUGUAUUUUCAGCAUCA
Carassius gibelio (silver crucian carp) is the source of this 4553-nucleotide messenger RNA. RefSeq names its product protein tyrosine phosphatase domain-containing protein 1. Gene Ontology annotation, biological process: cilium assembly; protein dephosphorylation. NCBI's taxonomy places the organism in Eukaryota, Metazoa, Chordata, Actinopteri, Cypriniformes, Cyprinidae. Gene Ontology annotation, molecular function: protein tyrosine/serine/threonine phosphatase activity. The transcript is spliced from 10 exons. Bases 1677 to 3641 code for a protein of 654 amino acids. The record is from RefSeq and is a predicted model, not a curated record.